UUCAUGUCACCGUGCGAAAUUUUCAAUUCAUUGACUUACCUGCCACCCCUGAACCAAGCACUAGCGAGGGCUCGAGACCGAAUUGUGGUCCAGUUUCACAGCCGCACAUGUCAACCAUUCCGCCUUGCAUGACGUGCCUCGCUCGCCCUCGCAGGUAUUUGAACUCGUCUCUCACUCCGCGUUGACAUUUUUCCUUUCUGUCAUCCUUCAUUGCACAAUCCAUUCACUACUCUACACAGCAGAGUCCUUCGUUCAAGAACAGUAAACGUGCCCAUCUCUACAACAAUCGGCAAGUAAACUUAAUACCAACAACCACUCAACAUGAAGUCAACUCUUAUUCUCGGUCUUGCGACAGUUGCUGUCGCAGCUCCUGGAGGAUGGGGAGGCCAAGGUCAAGGAUCCGGUGGACGAGGCGGCUACCAGCAGGGUGGUGAAACUGGAGGCAGCUGGGGAGACUGGUCUGGAGGAAAUGGUCAGUGGACUUCUAGCGAAGAAACAACAACUCCUACCCCUCAACCCAUAUCGAGUUCUGCUAUCCUUUCACCCAUUUCUUCACAUGAAGUAUGGGGAGACUGGACAAGUACGACCACAACCACCACCACCACUCCCAGCGUCAGCCCAAUUCCCCAAACUACCACGACUCCCUCGGAGACAGCGUGGCUAGAAUGGACUACCACCACAACCACCACUACCCCCAGUGUUAGCCCAAUCCCCCAAACUACCACGACUCCCUCGGAGACAGCGUGGCUAGAGUGGACUACUACUACCACCACCACUACCCCCAUCAUCAGCCCUACUCCUAUCACCACCAAAACCACAACCACCACUACCCCUUCAGAAACCAAAUGGUUGGAUUGGACCACCACAACGACGACAACUAACGUGAUCUCUCCCACUCCAGCUCCAGCUACUACCGAGUCCAAAUGGAAUGAUUGGACUUCCUCUGUCGCUCCAACCACAACCGUUGCUCCAGCGCCGGUUGAGACUUCGAGCACCGCCUGGGAAGAAUGGACCAGCUCAUCUGUCGCUCCAGCUCCAGUUGCGACUUCCAGCACUGUCUGGAACGACUGGACAUCUUCCGUCGCUCCAGCUCCAGUUGCGACUUCCAGCACCGCCUGGGAAGAAUGGACCUCAUCCGCCACUCCUGCACCAGUCACUACCACUCCAGUGACUACAGCAGCACCAGUCACCACCAGCUCCACCAUGUCUACCGUCGUCCCAUCCUCGACGACGCCUGUCGCUCCCGUCGUCAGCACUUUCACUGGCGCCGCCGCUAGCAUGCCCACUGGUGGCUACAAGAUAGCCGGUGCUGCAGCCGCCAUCAUGGUCGCUGCCAUGCUCUAAACGAGUCCAGCGCAAUUUUGACUUCGCCUUUCGAUUCAACUUUGUCGCGCUGGACCUGGACAUGGACAUUUGGGGGAGAUUAAUAUGCAAAGUCACCGCACAUUCUCGAAUGGCUUCCUUUGCUCUUUUCGACACACAUUAUUUUCGACAUUAAUGACUGGAUACGACGACAACAACAACAACUAUAACACAUUUUUGACACAGCGACAACUCAUGAUCACUCUUUCAGCAUGAGACUGGGCGGCACUUCGACGGAAUGGAGGCUGCAUUUGGGCAUGGGGACACCAAAAAUCGGUAUUGGGAUUGGACUCAUGAUUAUUUGUGCCAGCAUAGAAGAUACUGGAUUGGAUAUAGCAUGGCACACCAGCAGCUAUAUUCGUUGCAUAGCUUAUCAUCGAGCAUUCGAGGAUGAGCUUAAUGUGAUAGUAUUAAGAUAGCAUAGCAUUACUAUUAUAAGUGGUUGCUAACAAUGAGAAAAACAUUGGAAAUA
Messenger RNA from Exophiala xenobiotica, 1834 nucleotides. RefSeq lists its product as uncharacterized. NCBI's taxonomy places the organism in Eukaryota, Fungi, Ascomycota, Eurotiomycetes, Chaetothyriales, Herpotrichiellaceae. Bases 322 to 1344 code for a protein of 340 amino acids. The record is from RefSeq and is a predicted model, not a curated record. The transcript has a single exon.